AUGGAAACCUCACUAGAGCAGCAGUCUCAGCGGCCGCUUCCAGCUUCUACGACACCUCGACUCCUCUCGUUACCCCCCGAGAUACGCCUGGAGAUCUUUAGCCUCUGCAUCCCCACAAAACGCGCCAUCAGAGUGACAAACGAGAGGUAUCGGCCCUACGGGGUCGAACCUUUAGUCUCUACGCGGGAUCCAAGCGACAGGUUCUCCAAUACCCGACCUCGCUGGACUAACAUUUUACAUGUUUCCAAACAAAUGAGCAACGAAUGCCUGGAUAUCCUUUAUGGUGACAACUUGUUCGAAAUCUACCUGAACAAAGGAGGUGAAGCUACACUGAAGAAAACAUUCAGCAGAGCGAAUCUCAAGCGAAUCCAAUUUAUUCUCGCCAUCUCCCCUGGCCCAUGUUUUACCGGGGAACUGAAACCACCUGACAAUAAUUUCUGGGCCAUGGUGAUCCCAAACCUGAAAUUGUUUGAAUGGGUCGCACAGCCAGAUCUGAAAGCCGAGCGGAACAGGAGCAAUCUUAUGGUUGAGGAAGGGUUGGAGAGCUGGAGGAAGUGGACUGACUCCUACUCAGACUGCUUCGCCGAAUUUCUGGUGCCUGGGUUGGACUUCAAAAUGGUAGCUGGCAACGGAGACGAUAAAUACAGGAAGAUCGGGAGACUUCGUUUCCGGCGAGGGCCUUUCUUCAAGAAGAUAAUAUUGUGGGAGCCAUGA
Penicillium griseofulvum is the source of this 714-nucleotide messenger RNA. RefSeq lists its product as uncharacterized. Lineage: Eukaryota; Fungi; Ascomycota; Eurotiomycetes; Eurotiales; Aspergillaceae. The transcript has a single exon. Bases 1 to 714 code for a protein of 237 amino acids. The record is from RefSeq and is a predicted model, not a curated record.